AAUUCUCAUUGUAUCGAGACCUGUAACCACAUAAUAAGACAACUAAAGAUGACAAUCCUGUAAAAUGCGCAGGACGAGAGUGGAUCAGUCGUGAACAUGGCGUUGAACAGUGCGCAUGCAGGGAAAGGCGUUCUUAUUUACGCUGGAGAAUGCAUCAUCCUCUUCUGCGACCAUGUGGCGAUGGAGUUUGGGGGCAACCUUCCCCCCGAGAUGAAGGGCACCAAGACCGGCCGGCUGUACCUCACCACCCACCGCAUCAUCUUCAACAACAAGGACGGCAAGGACAGGCUCCAGUCGUUCGCGUCGCCCUUCUUUUCGCUCAAGGGAGUUGAGUUGGAGCAGCCGGUGUUCGGAGCCAACUACAUCAAAGGGACAGUGCAGCCGCAACCCCAUGGAGGCUGGACAGGGGAGGCGAAGUUCAAGCUCACCUUCAAGCAUGGGGGAGCCAUUGAAUUUGGCCAGGCCAUGCUCAAGGUCGCCUCUCUUGCCACUCGCAACAUGGACUCCAGCUUCCGAGAUGCCCCACCGCCUUACACCCCCCCGUCAGCCCCAUGGGCACAGGCUCCUCCCCCAGCUUAUGCCCCACCCACAGGAGGCUAUGCAGGGUGGGUGCCUCCCACCGCCACCUUUCCCGAUCGACCACCAGCGGAUGGUGUUUUCAUGUACGAGGCCCCCCCUCCCUACCCUGGGUUGAGUGGUCACAAUGGUUACAAUGGGGCUAUUGGAUUCACUACUUCAGCUGCAGAUGCCAAGGCCCAGGAAGCAGCGCAGAGUGCUUACUACGACCCUAACAACCCACAGUAUGCUUAUGUGCCACCGCCUGCAUACUCGGAGUCACCCCCCUCGUACGACGCAGCGACCAAGAAGUCCCAAUGAAGCAGCACACUACUGCUUCUCUCCUCCCCAACCCCCUUUCCUCCAGAUCCCCCCCCCCCCCCCACCACCACCACGUCACACUGGCAUCAUGGCACGGUCAUGAAAUUGCGACCUGAAACCACUCUUCUCUUGUUGACAUAGCAUGCUUGGAAUUCAAAGGUUUUACUGUUGGUUUAGGGUUUGUAUUGCAAUUUUUUAUUUUUUUAUUUAUUGAUUAGCAUUUUAUUCACUAAAGUCGAAUGCAGUUAUGGUUAUUGUCUUUUUUUUUUUCUACAUUGUCAUUACUAUCAUUUUCAAUUAUUGUUUAUGGAGUCAGGUUUAUGGAGUGGGGUAAGUUGGAGGGGGCUGAGUUGCUCCUCCUCCCUCUGUAUAUUAUCCACCUGUAGAGUUGCAUCUUUGGCAUGUUUCUGUAUUUAAAGCCCAGAUGAAAUUUGUUCACCUGGUUGUUCACAAUAAUCAGAAAAGAAGAAGGUAUUGCAAAGAUUGUGUGUGGUUGAAAUAGGUUGUAAUUGGUAUGGAGUAUUAGCAUUAUGGUUGUGGUGUUCAUCUGGGAUAAAGUAUUGUACAAGGUUGUUGACUGUGGAUGGCUCCAGUUGAGAAGUGUGCAGAAGUCGAGAAAUGUAAAGGUCUGAUGUAGAGAAGUCUUCAAUUUUACCAUUGUAUAGAGAAGUUUAUCAAAAUGUUAUGAGAGAUAUAUAUAGAUUUAUCAUACAUAUUACAUUAGGAAUUAUUUAGUGAUGACAAGUGCAAAGCCAGAUGGUUAUCAUCUUGAUGUAUCAAGCCUUAGAAAAGAAAAUUUAAAAGAUUGAAGAAUACAAACUUUUUUUUUUUUUUUUACAAGCAUAUUUCACUUUGAGGUGAAAUUUAAUCUUCCAUUAACCAUUUGGAUUUAGCAGGGUGUUCUGAUGCUCAGCUAGCCCUAAAUUAAAAUCAGCUUGUUUGAGAAAUCAUGAAAAUGUCAUACAGGGGGGAGAUUACCUUGAGAAUGUACUAAGAGGUUCACAAAUAAUCAAGUAGUAUGAAAAGUCAUAAAGAAUAAGAAGCAUUAGAUACAAUGCUUAGGUUAGGAAAACUUGCAUUCCCUGUGUAUCAUUCAUUUUCCCAUGAUCCAAUCAUAAUCACGGACAUGUAGGGGACGGCAUGCAUAUUAUUUAGAAACUGCACAUGUGUUUAGAGUGCUGUGGACAUCAGCAUUCACAUAUACAUGCAUUGGUCCUUCCAGAUUAUGUUUGGUGGUUGAGAUCAUAGAAAAUUGGUUCUCACUUUCAUAUUAUAAUCCCUCUUUUUUUGUAAUUAAUCUGUGUAGGUUAUUUAACAUGGUACCUGUGCAUGGUUCUUCCUUGUUUUGUGGUUGUUGACACGCAUUUAGACAGAGGAAGGUCAGAUAGCUCUGUUGUUGUUUUUUUUUUUUUGAGUUCUAGGAUGCAUCACGCAUAGUAAGAAACGAGCAUGGUUGUAUAUUAUAGCAGGUGCUGUAAUCGGGUUGAAUUUUAAACCUUUUUGUUCUUCCUUUCCAAGCAAUUUUCUCACGCAAUUCUACAGAGGUGUUACUUAAUGGACAGAUCCUUUAUUAACCAUCAUUGUUCUUGCUUAGGAGUCUGUGUUAAUAUGCUGUGGGUUAAGAAAAUGUCACAUGGCAGUUGCAGGCAUUUUCAACUUAUUUUUCUUUCUUUCCUUGCCCUUUGUUAUUUAUUAUCUUUUUGCAUAGUAUCCAAUCUCUUGUUUUGUGUCUUUAUCAUCAUCUGCAGUUUUCAAAUAAAAAGGUUGUUUGUGAAAAAGGUUCAAGAUUGGAUUUAUUUUUUUUUUUUUUUUUUUUUUUCCUUUUAUUCCCUAAAAUAAUGUCAGGGAUUCCAUGUGAUAAUGUAGAGCCCUAAGAGCCACUUUUUAAGUUUAAUAAGAAAAGAGUAGAGGAAAUGCCCAUAUUGCAUCACUCAAAAUUCUGUUAGUCAUUGUAUUUUCAUUAUUUAUAUAUAUAUUGUAAAAAAAAGAAGAGAUUUACGUAUAAAUCAUUGGUAAAGUAUUUUUCUCAGUGUUUUGAGAGGACUUAAUGGAUCCAAUUUUUGCCUAUUUCGAAGCUUUUAUUUUUUUCCUGUUUACAAAAACGGUGAUGACAAAAGUGGCAGUUCAUGCAGUUUAGUAUCUAUAUUAUAUCUUAUUCCCUCUUUUCUUUCUCUUUGAUUACUCUUUUUCUGCCUUUGAUAAGUCUUAGAUGUAACGUUUUGUUGUGAAUGGAAUACCAAAAUUAUAAUUAUUCUUGUGUACUGGGUAGGUAGUGGAAUUUUAUUUUAUGAUUAAAAAUCAUGUAUAUUUUCUGAUUCAUACAUAUAUAUAUAUGUAUAUCCAAUAAAUGUAUAAUAACCA
Penaeus chinensis is the source of this 3237-nucleotide messenger RNA. It is a transcript of the gene Wbp2, whose product is annotated as WW domain-binding protein 2-like. The record is from RefSeq and is a predicted model, not a curated record. Lineage: Eukaryota; Metazoa; Arthropoda; Malacostraca; Decapoda; Penaeidae. Gene Ontology annotation, molecular function: transcription coactivator activity; chromatin DNA binding. The coding region runs from base 97 to 876 and encodes 259 amino acids. Gene Ontology annotation, biological process: positive regulation of DNA-templated transcription. Gene Ontology annotation, cellular component: nucleus. The transcript is spliced from 7 exons.